UCCCUGGCAUGAUAUACCAUUACACUUGGGUGAUGGUGUUUUUAAUUUCAUUGUUGAAAUACCCAAAGAAACAAGUGCAAAGAUGGAGGUUGCUACUAACGAGUCAUACACUCCCAUAAAGCAAGAUACAAAGAAAGGAAAACUUCGAUAUUAUCCUUACAAUAUAAAUUGGAAUUAUGGAUUGUUUCCACAAAUGUGGGAAGACCCAUCAUUUGCAAACUCUGAAGUUGAGGGGGCACUUGGAGAUAACGAUCCAGUUGAUGUUGUUGAGAUUGGUCAAACUCGUGGAAAGAUAGGACAGAUUAUGAAGGUCAAGCCAUUAGCUGCCUUGGCAAUGCUUGAUGAAGGGGAACUUGAGUGGAAAAUAGUUGCAAUUUCAUUGGAUGAUCCAAGAGCUUCACUUGUUAAUGAUAUUGAUGACGUGGAAAAGCAUUUGCCUGGCACUCUCACUGCAGUCAGAGACUGGUUCAGAGACUACAAGAUCCCUGAUAGAAAACCUGCAAAAAAAUUUGGUCUUGGCAACAAGGCAGCAAACAAGGAUUAUGCUCUUAAGGUAAUCACCGAGACUAAUGAAUCUUGGGCUAAACUUGUGAAGAGAUCUGUUCCUCCUGGAGAGCUUUCGCUCGUGUAAAUUUGAACACUGUAAAGUUUGAGGUGCUGAUGCUUCUACUUGUAACUUUAUUGACA
Camellia sinensis is the source of this 687-nucleotide messenger RNA. Lineage: Eukaryota; Viridiplantae; Streptophyta; Magnoliopsida; Ericales; Theaceae. The record is from RefSeq and is a predicted model, not a curated record.